UUGACUUUCUCGCCAUGCAAAAUUGCGAAUGGAGUUCCAAGCUCUUCAUCCGUUCAUCCCAAACCCUAGCCAUUCAUCCAUGCCAUUCCCAUCCUUCACUGCUUGCCUUCCUCUUCUCCUCCUCCUACUCGCCAUCACCGGCGCCACCGCCGGCUCUAACGAGGCGGAGGAGUGGUUUUUCAGUCACUGCCCGCGUUCGGCGAAGUGCGGCGACCUCGAGGUGCGGUUCCCUCUCCGGCUCAACACCAGCCCGGCAAUCUGCGGUCUUGAAGGUCUCCUUAUCUCCUGCUCUGCCGAUCAAGCCCAUCUCACCCUCCGCCCUUCUCUUUCCUUCAAGGUCACAGCCAUUGAUUACUCUUAUCAGCUCAUCACCAUCGAUACCAUUGGUUUCUGGCCUCCAUGCCCAUUGCGAGACCUAAGAUCCACUAAUCUUUCGAAUGAGUUCUUCUCUGUUGAUGGAAUCGGCAUCAGUCUCAUCAACUGCUCCAAAGAAUUCAAAUUUGAUGCACAAAAGGACUCGAUCGCUCGCCCGGGCGAUUGCUUCAAUGGGAGUGAUCGAUUUGUGUACGUUGUUGGCGAAUGGGUCUCCUUGGACCUCCUGCCCUCCGAUUGCGUGGUGAUUGCCACUGGUGGAGAGAUUGGAUAUGGCCUUAAUAAUUCCUAUUCAUUUCUUCCCUUCCAAAGCUUUGUGGAUGCUUACUUUGCUAGCUCCAAGACCAGGCUUCAAUGGUCCUACUCGGAGAUGAGCUCUCGUUGCAGCCUCUGCGAGAGGAAUGGAAAUCAUUGCGGGCUUGACCACGCAAGCAACAGCACUUUCUGCUUCAGCUCCGGCAACACUCACAGUUCGCUUGUUAAGCUCAUAGCAGGAUUAGCUGCUGGUGUGCUUGUUAUUGUUAUGAUAUUGGGGUUUACAUUCUUCUUCAUUUCUAGAAAAGCAAAGAGGCGAAGAGAAUUGAGAAUGAAAGUUGAGAUGUUUCUGGCCUCAUACAAGACAACAAAGCCGGCUCGAUACACUUAUGCUGGUAUUAAGAAGAUCACGAAACGGUUCAAGUAUAAAUUGGGGGAAGGAGGUUUUGGAAGUGUCUACAAAGGAGAGCUACCGAAUGGAAUUCCUGUGGCAGUGAAGAUGCUUGAGGAAACUAAAAGUGAGGGAGAUGAUUUUAUAAAUGAAGUUGGCACCAUUGGAAGGAUUCACCAUAUCAAUAUAGUGCAUCUCCUUGGCUUUUGCUCUGAAGGGACAAGGCGUGCUCUUGUUUAUGAGUUCAUGCCGAAUGAGUCUUUAGAGAAGUACAUAUUCUCGCGAGACGCCAAUGGAAAUCGUCUGUUUGGAAUGGAUAAAUUGCUUGGUAUUGCAAUUGGGAUAGCGCGGGGGGUUGAGUAUUUGCACCAAGGAUGUGAUCAGCGCAUUCUCCAUUUCGACAUCAAGCCUCACAACAUUUUGCUGGAUUAUGAUUUCAAUCCGAAGAUUUCUGAUUUUGGUCUCGCAAAGUUAUGUUCAAGAGACCAGAGCAUUGUAACUAUGACUGCAAUAAGGGGCACCAUGGGCUACAUUGCGCCGGAAAUCUACUCCAGGAACUUUGGAACAGUGUCUUACAAAUCAGAUGUUUACAGCUUCGGAAUGCUGCUACUUGAAAUGGUUGGUGGAAGGAAGAAUAUCGACCCGUUGGUUGAUAAUCAGAGUGCAAUUUAUCUCCCUGAAUGGGUUUACGAGCAGCUGAUUGGCGGUCAUAGUUUUCGAGUAGCAAUAGAGAUGAUGAACGAUGAAGAAGAGAUUGUGAGGAAGCUUGUGAUUGUGGCAUUGUGGUGCAUACAAUGGAGUCCAAAUGAUAGGCCUACAAUGACAAGAGUUGUGCAGAUGCUUAUUGGGAGUUUGGAGAGCUUGGAGAUACCCCCAAGACCUUUUGUUUCAUCUUCUGAUCAAGAUGAAGAUGAAACUUCUUUCAAGGGACUAUGAUUUUGGGAUAUAUUUUGCUUGCUUUUUGCUUUCUUUAUAGAAUAAUUUCUUGAAGGUUUAUUUGAA
Messenger RNA from Dioscorea cayenensis subsp. rotundata (Guinea yam), 2020 nucleotides. Its product is annotated as rust resistance kinase Lr10-like. Gene Ontology annotation, molecular function: ATP binding; protein kinase activity; polysaccharide binding. Gene Ontology annotation, biological process: protein phosphorylation. NCBI's taxonomy places the organism in Eukaryota, Viridiplantae, Streptophyta, Magnoliopsida, Dioscoreales, Dioscoreaceae. The coding region runs from base 29 to 1954 and encodes 641 amino acids. The transcript has 3 exons. The record is from RefSeq and is a predicted model, not a curated record.